GUUGCGUGCUGGAGAACCAUCGAUACUGACAUAUUUACUAUAUUGUAACUAUAUGAUUUUCAUUUUUGCACUUCGUCAAAAGCAAAAUAAUAUGCGCGAGCAAAUUCGAACUAAGCACACGCAGAGGUAUAUGUAGCCAGCUGCGUGUGGAUGGCUUGCAACGCGCCGACACCGAGGCGCAUAUGCUACAUGUCCUACAUGUGCUCCGCGGCUGCGCGCGCGCCCCGAAAAAUUUUGAGACCCUGACGCUGUGAGACCUAAAGGAAAGCAAUUCGCGCUACGAAAUCUUGUUGGCGAUUCUGCUAAGGGAAAGCAAAUCGCGUUGGCGAUUCUCUAGGAUCGAGAAAAAAGCACACACAUUGGCGAUUCAGAUCCGCAAUGUUUUUGUAGAUCUUCCCUUCUCCCGGGGGACCCGCCAUCUCCGGGGGAUCCAUGCUCCAGUCCCCCGGGGACGGGAUCCGCUCGGGCCUCGGGGAAUCCGCCCUUCCAGGGUGGGUCGGCCUUCCCCUGGGGGCCCCUCCGCCUGUUCCCCAGGGGGAUCCUCCUCGAGCAGGAUCCGCCCCUUCCCCGUGGGCUCCGCUUUUCCACAGAUGAGGCCUCCGCUUUUCUAUUCUUUGCCGGGAUCUGCCUUCUCUCCAGGGGGAAUACAAAAAGAGGCUGACCAGACAAGAAUCAGGGCGAUGCUCUUGGCGGGUGGAUUAGCCAAGAGUGUUGCGCCAGUUCUGUAGCCUUUGACUGCGGCGCCACCCAUCCCGCGGUGUUUCGUUGUGGUAUGUGCUGACCCCGAUGAUUGGGCCGCAGCGUAUUUUCACGCUUGUGGAUAUGGGCCCUGCGGCUUUUUUAUUUUUUGUGUUCUUCCAACGGCGGGCCGGUUGGUCCGUCUGCUAGCUAGCUUUCUCCGGGUGCGGGAUCGGGAGAAAUGCGAAACAUCGCGAAAAUUAAAGAAACGCGCGAAGCGAAGGCAGGACGGGCGCCGCCCGCCUGCGGGCUCGUCCACGACCUAGCUCGAGGCCGCGGCGCGCGUCGGGAGCAGCAUGGCCAGGAGGGAGAGCCUGGCCGCGCUACGUCUCUCUGCCCCCUACUUGUAUUGCUGUGGGGCAAUGUGCUCUCCCGCUCUGCAGUUUUUUUCUUGACUCGUUGAAAGUGUUGUAAAGAUGGAAGCUCAGGAGCAACAGGAGCCUGGUACGGUACCCGGGUCGCAUAGGUGGUAAAGAAAGGCGGCCCCAGUGGAGAGAAGCAAGGGCGAGUGCGUGCGCGUAGCUUUGGCGCGUUUCGGUGUGUCGGGUAUCAGGGACAGAAAUCGCCAGGGGCCCGGAUUUGGGGCAAACGAAGAAAAGCGGAAACGCGGAAAGAGGAAAUACUUAUAUAAAGCACCGGGACAGCAGCUCGCCCCGGCGCCGGAUUUCAAAACGGGAGCGGCUUCUGGGGGAGCCCCACCCCACCGCCCGCCCGCGCGCGCCCGCCCCCUGCUCGUGGCGAAGGCCUUCAGUCCCAGCCAUGCAGUCGGCGUCCCCCCCUCGUGAACCCCGCGUCGCUUUUUGCCCAUGUUUACAGGCACUCCCGGGGCGCGCAUUGUCACGAAACACGGCGAUCGAACCCUGCGGCCCUCGCUCGUGACCCCCGCCACCUUUGUAGCCGUAGCUACCCGUCGCGGCCAUGGCGGUGGGUAGCCCGCGCACUCGCUCUCCCUCCCCCCCGCGUUGCCCCGAAGCCACUUGGCGCUUUCUGAGUAGAAAAGCAGCAUGAGCCCCGGGACGUGCCUCGUGACCCUCGUGGUUCGUUUGAAAGACUUGAAACAAAGUAGCUCUGCGGCGUCCUCGGUGGGCUUCCAGCCACACUUGAGUGCCGUCAGUCUGCGAAGAGCAAGAAUUGAGGCCCUAUGUGUAGUUGGUGACGCGAGAUCUUAGGACCCCGCCGGCAUGAACGCUCUAGCCUGGCUGUCGAUGUCCUUUCUUCUAGGUGAGGCACGCUCAUUCAGGCCGUCCGGCAGCAGCAAAAUCGCAGGACGCCUCAACGAACAACGGGCGCGCGCGCGAUCACGUAAGAGGACUCCACGGCCUACGCGACUGCUUGAAGAAGUUCGAGAAAAGGGUCCACGGCGAUUGGUAGCAGAGCUGCAGCAAGCGCCCAAAAAAAUCUUGAGGCGCCCGCGUAGUCAUGGUGUGUCCUCUUCUAGAGGUGCGAAUUUGCCGCAACUCCUGCUGGGUGGCCGGCGCUAUCCUGUGCAAAAGUAUCGCACCCGUUUAUGCCUAGCCGUAUUGCUGUUCAUGAGCUCGCUUAGAUUUAGAAGCUGGCGGGAGGUUGGCGAGAUGAGUGUGGCGGUAAGAAAUGGCGCUGAGUCGGGGAGAAGUGGCAGGGCGUUGGUGUUGGCGUCGCUACCGCCCCGGCCUAGUGGCGUGGCGCGUCACUUCGCCGCGGCGAGUGGUAUGGAGUGAGGCCGCCCCCGAACGGCUCGAGCCCUGGAGCUUUCUCGGCAUUUCCCGUCAAUAAGGCCGGCCGGCAGUUUGAGCACCUAUGGAGCUUUUUUUUGUAUGGAAGCAAAUCAGGCACAGCAGCUUGCGCGGCCCCUGUGCCAACGUUUCGUGGCGGGGGACAAUCGCCCACCGGCCUAAAAGGCGACAAUAGCGGGCCAGCAACGUCGGCGCCCUUCUCAGGCGCCCGCCGCGUGAGAUUCCGGCGCGCGCGCGAUUCACUUGGACUGCCCAAAUAAAGGGCUUCCAAGAUGAAAUUGCGCGCAAAAUCACCACAGCGAAGCCGAACGGCACGGCCGCGAUUUUGGGGUCUUGCUUUCAUUGAUUUUGGGCGACGGCGAAGCCGGCCGCCUUUUCGCCAGGUGGUGCGUGGUUGCCCUGGUGUUGGGAAGCUCCUGAACGAGCGUGGUCCCUUCGUGAAAAAUGGGCCGCAGAAAAAAAAACGCGUCAGCGUUAACGCUAGGCCGCGCGCCGUGAUAUGGUUCCUUGAGUAUUUUCGAAAGCAUCCAUUUUGGAAGAGCGCGCCCAUUGAAUUGUGGCGGAAAAGUCGGCAAGCGCCGCUACUUUUGCCAGCGCACUUCUUGGGGGGGUAAAAAAGAAAAGUUUGCGGGGAGUCGCCUAGGCCUAAUUCUGAACGCGCAGCCCGUCGCCCCGUCGAUCCCACAAGAGGCGCGGGAGGCCCGUUGUCAAAAGACGCCAAGAGUAAGGCCUGGAAUGAAAGGUCGCAAAGACUUCAGGAUGUAUUUCGGCAUGUAGACUCUCGAGCGCCCUUUUGUGAGCCCGCUGGCGCGCUGAAAAGUGGCCGGGUCGCCUCCGGGGCCGGGCCCCGACGAGGCCGCUCAUUGCCAGGAAAAGGGGGCGCGGCCAGCGGGGUGGUCGGGGCGGGGGGGUGCAUUUUUGCCCCUUUCGGACCCCCCCUUCCGGGCACCCCUUCGUGGUAGCUUCGACACAGCCUAUGCCGACCCCCUAAUCCCCAUUGGAGACUGCCGACUUUGCGUGCCCAUAAAUGGCAGCUUCGACACAGCCUAUGCCAACCCCCCUCCCCCCCCCUCCGACACACCCCCCAGGAAGGACUUGACUGCUGGCGCCCCCGCGUUCGCAGUAUCCGGGUGGAGAGGGAAGAGCAAAAUAUGCUUGGCCGCGUCCAGAAUUAGAUCCGGAAGAGGAGGCACGGUUGUCCCUGUCAGGAGGCCUCAGGAAGGCCUGUGCAUCUUCAGCAAACCAAAGUGCUGCGGACUCAUCGAAAAAAGGAAAGGGCCGGACGGCGGACAGGGACGACGAAGAGGGGCGCCAGCAUGCACGUGGCCAACAAAAAAGAGCGGGCGCUGUCCCCCCAAGAGUAAAACUGUUUUUGCCACCGUAAAAGUGAUGGCAUUUGCCGACGUUACCGCCCUAAUUGAGGGAGUGAGAGAGUGAGGGAAGCGCUUGCCCGUUGUUUCUCGUGCCCGAAUUGCGUUGCUUGUGAAAUUGCAGGCGUCGCUACAACGUGGCCCCGCUGGUGUGUUCGUGUUGCCUUGCGCCGCAACAUCACCCGGCCCCGCCUCGCCCUUCAGCCAGCCUCUGAAGGCCGUCCGGUUUGGUUUCCGGCGAUCCCGAAACACUUGCCACGGGCUGCGGAUAUUCAACGAGAACGCCUCCGGGUGAUUCGCCGGCUCGUGCAGCCGCUCAGCAGAUCGAUGAGUGUGGAGGAAAGCCGGCAAUCUUUGAGGGCAGCCGCUUACGCUUGAAGGCGGUCAAGAUAAUUGGAUGGUGGCCAAGAUAUUCUGACGCCAAUCAGGCAACUUGGGACGGCAGUCGAGCAAUUUUUGACGGCAGUCAUGCACUUUGCGACGGCAGUCCGGCGAUUUUUGACGGCAGUCGCGCAAUUUCGAAGGAAGUCAAGUAAUCUUGAAGAGGGUAACAAAGCAGCCAGCUUCCGCGCCCCCCCCUGUUGUAGUCGAACGCAAGCCAACUUGGCUUGCAUUCGAUUGGUUUUUGACUUUCUUCAAAAAUACCCUGACUAUUUUCUGACCUGCCGGGCUUUCGCUUCACGUUCCAGCGCUCUCCAGACUCAACCUGCAGCCAAUUGGCGCUGCCUCGCUCGUCUCUUUUCGGCUUCUGGCGACCACCUCGCGCAAAGGGCCCGGGGUGCGCGGCCCUUCGGACCGCCAAGAGUGUUUUUGUAGCUGCGCCCACAGGUGGACUGCCGGCCCUUCUCUUUUUGUGGGAAGCGCGGCUGUGGUCAUUGUUUAGCAGUGGGGGCCGUUGUUUUUGUUAGCGGGCUGCACAUCCACGGCGUAUUUGCAAGCUACAUCCUGCUUUUCGUUGGCAGUGGCGCCUGUCGCGUUUUUGUCGCGUGCAACCACCCUAACAAACCGCGAGCGACCCGGGAAGCAAAGAAAUAUCGCGCACGCAGGGACGCGGCGACUGUUUUGCGUGCCGUCGCGCCCCUGUUUUGGUUGUCGACCGAGGGGCAGGGGAAAAAAAGCUCCGGAGGCUGCUAAGUGGAGGGGGCCCAUUUGCAAAAUGCAAAUGGCCCGUCUUCGCAAAUUCGCCCAGUGCUCCACGAACUAAAUCACACGACGAGGCUGCUACGUGGAGGGGGCCCUUUUGCAAAAUGCAACUGGCUCGUCUUCGCAAAUUCGCCCAAAGUGCUCCACGAACUAAAUCACACGACAACGGCAGACGCAGGAAGCAAGCCCACACGCUAGGCGCCCGGCUGUUCUUCGUUUUAUUUCUGGAGCCCCCCCCGCCCGCACCCGCGGUGCCCGCAUCGGGCCCAUGGCGUCGGGGCUGGUCCCCAGAGGGAAAUGCUGCAAAUUUAAACGCGCAAAAAUUCGCGGCGUUUUUCUUUUUGAAAUGGGCACCAUUCCGUUCGGCGUCACGUUACAGCGGGUCCGCAAAAGGAAAAGCGGGCCCGCGGCCGGGGCGAAGUCAAGAACGAGAGCGCGAUCGACCUCACCUCCGCUGUGGCGUUUAUAUUUCUUUUGCUUUUAUUUUUAUUGGCCAACGCCAAGCAGAUCGGGCUCGGGCCUCAUUACUCAGCAGAAGUUUUUAAAAGUUGGUGGUUGGAUUUGAAGAAUACUCGUGAGCGAACUUUUUUGCAGCAGAGAAAAAGUCGAAAACGGGGCCGCUCUUUCUAUUCUUUGCAUUGCCUUCAGUCCCCCUUUUCGGUGUUUGGCUGUGUUUCUGCCCUGUUGUUUGCAUGCCAUUAGUGGACUUAUAUGAGUGCGAUAUUUUUGUAUUUGCACAGAAUAAGCGCUGGGACAGUUUUGCAGACGGGUACGCGGCGCCCUUCAAUCCCUUUAUGCAAGAAAAGAUGUAUUAUUUUCACGACCACGAACACUAUCACGACUACGGUCUGCCUCCAUGUUGUUGCAGAUGCAUGACUGAGCACGCAGGGGGAGCACAAGGGUCUUGCUUGCGCGACACUGUCAAGAUCGAUGCGCACGACAAGAACGACAGUGAGCGCCUUGAAUGGUCUCUGUGGCUCGUCGUGAAAUUGUUCUGUAAGUGCAGUAGCUCUUUGCAUGUGUUCGUCCUUAAUAUGGGACGGACAGAACGUUUAUUCUCAACUAAUUUUUUUUUUUCGAUGGGGCGCGCCGAUACCUAACUCCCAUGCAUGGAUGUUUGUAGAUGCUUUUAAAUUAGGCGUCGUCUAGCUAGUGAAGUAAGUAAACUAAGAUAAGUAGCUAAAGACACAAGGAGCCGGAGGUGUAGCAGAUCGGGCUGGCUCGCUCUUCGUGGAUGCAUCCACAAAGAGACAGCCGAUGCCGGAGGCUGUUCUGCUCCUUGUGUCUUUAGCUAUCUUUUUUAUCUACUUUACUAGCUAGUCGACGCCAUUAGAGAUGUUGAUGCAUGCAAAUGACACCGCAGUUGCCGAUGCUUUUCCGCCCCUUUGAAAAAAAAAAAUCAGUUGAGAGUAAGCGUUCUGUCCAGGCCAUACUUAAAAUUAGAUGGCUAUCCAUUCAUAGGCUUUUUCAGUGUUAAUGAGACGCCCCCGCAGUCGUGACGCACUUUUUCCAUCUGAUCUCCUCGCGGCUCGAGAUCGCAACUCAAACUCUUCCCGACCGCAACUCAGCUUCUACCAGCAUCCAGGCAUGGGCAGCAACCGCAACGCCAACGUCGACCCCUGGGACUGCGCGACUUGCCCGGUGGAAGCGGAGAAUGCUUGGAAGAACGAGACGGCGACGAUGGAUGUUGCUUGGUAAAAGUACGACGGAGAGAAUCUACGGCAGCCACUUUCGCGUGUCAACCCGGUAUCGUGACAUCAUGGAGCUGCAUCAGGCCUUUCAUGCCUUUCUUGCUUCGCCACUUUUUGCCAACGCCCUCGGCGGACAGGCUUGCCCAUACUCCCUCGGGUUCGGCAGUCUUCUUAGUUACGAGCGGCAUCAGGGAGUUUCCCCGUACGCAAAUGACGGCGAUGUUUUCGUUCCCAGCGCAUUUUUUCGUGUGGUCGAGCGAGCAGCGGUGCGCGAUAAAGGCUUGGCAUCUGCGUCUAAAAGAACGAGUCACGGGGGCACAAGCAUGAGCGGAAAGAACGACGUCAAAUUUGUUACCUUCUCACUUUCGCACGGAAGGCUCGAGAACCAGGCCCGUCUGCGAGAGUCACCAACUCAACGCGUUUCUCAACCGGCGAAUCAAGGCAGCUUUCCAGAUGCGAAUCCCGCGCAGACGGUGGUCCAAGAACGCUUGUCUCCAAUUGGGACAGACGAGAAGGUGGCUGUCACGUACACCUCUGUGCCUGUCGAUUCGAUAGACGACAUUUUUGCUGCUUCCGGCGCGAAGUACGUUCUACAUUUGAGCGACGAGAGCUGGACGUCUUACGCCCAUCUUGCAAUCAAAAAGCAACCCACGGGAGAGCAGGUGAAGAAAGCACACGGCACCUGGGCCAUGCAGUGGGACCCGCCGACGGGGGGUCGCUUUGUGAUGCAGCACGACAGCAAGAGAGAUGUUGCCGAGAUGAGAGACAGGGAAAAAAGUGCCCCGAUAGAAAUAACCCAGCGGAGCAAUCCCGAACUGCUACCGGACGGCUCAGGUGGAAAGCGAUACACCUACAUCGAUCUCUCUGUGUUGGACCCAACGUAUGGCGCGCCGACACACACAUCCUGCAAGGCGGGCUACAAAACUAGUCCCGACAAAGCAGUCGGGUUCUUUCUUCAACAAAAAGAGCGGACUAACGUACCUCUGCGGUGGCGGACUGCGCUUACGGCGGAAGAAGCUGGUGGCGCUAACGCACAAGGAGAAGGUCUCUCAUCUGCCAUCAAGCAUUUUCCACCCACGCAGGAGGUCCUGCUGCACGAUGCCAGGAAAGAGGACGCUGCAUCUCCGAACGCGCGGCUGCUCACUUCAACACGGGUGCGCAUUUUUUCAAAUUCUACCUUGCGCGACAACAUGCUGAAAGGGUGCUACGGCGAGAAGUAUCUAAUCCCCGACCACUUUUGGAAUCAGGAAAAGCAGCUCUGGGUAGUGGUGAAAUGAGGCGGUGCGCACGAGAGAGGGCGAGGACGGCAACAGCGUCGCAGCAGCCGAGCAAGAUGAUCGCGAAAAGGUGCACAUUUAUCCUUCGUUGUACGACUCGGGGAAAAUCGCGGACGGCUCUAUCGAUCUUUUUCUGUCUUCUCACGUUUUGGAACAUCUGGGGAACCUUCCACGUUUUCUGCGCAGCGAGCUCUAUCCGAAGAUGCGCCAUGGUGGAUUGGUCUUCUCGGAGGUGCCAGACCACGACCGGAACUACAUUUUGAAAACGUUUGGGGGACAGUUUUAUCUCACCUUCCCGACGCCGGAAGGAAUCGAGAACCUUUUCCGCGACGCAGGUUUCGAGCCGGUGAAAAGCUGGGUUGGAGACGGUGGGUUGCACAUCCGCACAAUGCACCGAAAGCCGGAUUUGGCUCAUCAAAAGAUUCGUGGCUCUGCAACUUCCUACCAGAAGGCGGGAUAAUGCAGGGACUGUGCUCGGCUCUGCGCUAGGUGCGGUUGGAUGGAGGCGGCGUAGUCCGGCACCUCAAUACAAUACAAUGCAAUACAAUAGUACAUCAAAAAAUUGAAUCAAAUGCCACAAUGGAAGCGGUGCUUGACUGUGAAGGAAAUGCUGUCGAUUGUUCGCAGGCAUACUUGACGCAUGGACAAAUCGUCCUGAAAAACGUGAGCUGUACAAACCGAUGACAAGGAAAAGGUAAGUAGCCAAAUAAUACUACUAGCGCGAGCACCUCAUAACGUGAAUUUUCAUCCCCUGCUUGAGGCUGAGCCGCCGACUGUAGUCUACUACCUGAUAUUACUCACUAAUGUUUCUUGUUUCUGUCAGUCUGUUUCUUUUUCGAGAUAACGAGCCGGACGAUGCGCGUCAUCUUAUAACAAAGCUAGACUCUGCCGGUCAUCUUCAUUAGGCACGUUGACGUUGUUGACGUUCAUGUUUUAUGGAAAUGCGUGAAGUGGUGCGCUGCUCCUGCUUCUAUGUUCUUUCUCCUACUGUGUCAGUAGGUACCCGCAUGCUGAUGCUGUCCUCUUGCUGGUGAUCGCGGUGAAAGUACGUAGCGGAUUUGUGUCGUGUAUGUAAGAACCAAUCCACGCGGCGUGCGCCGCGUGGGAAAAAAUAAAACAACUCUUCAGCGUCUGUGUCAAAUUCUGUCUGCCCUGAAAAAUUUUC
Messenger RNA from Amoebophrya sp. A120, 9096 nucleotides. NCBI's taxonomy places the organism in Eukaryota, Dinophyceae, Syndiniales, Amoebophryaceae. The record is from the annotation of a GenBank genome assembly.